Molecule: messenger RNA, 3747 nt
Organism: Striga hermonthica
Lineage: Eukaryota; Viridiplantae; Streptophyta; Magnoliopsida; Lamiales; Orobanchaceae
Source: the annotation of a GenBank genome assembly
AUGUUGACGAAGUUCGAGACGAAGAGUAAUAGAGUGAAAGGACUGAGUUUCCAUAGCAAGAGGCCAUGGAUCCUGGCGAGUCUCCACAGUGGCGUGAUCCAGCUCUGGGAUUACCGCAUGGGCACUCUCAUUGAUCGCUUUGACGAGCAUGAUGGCCCCGUUCGCGGUGUCCAUUUUCAUCAAUCUCAGCCGCUUUUUGUAUCCGGAGGCGAUGAUUAUAAAAUCAAGGUGUGGAAUUAUAAAUUGCACAGAUGUCUGUUUACUCUUCUCGGUCAUCUUGAUUACAUCCGUACGGUUCAGUUUCAUCAUGAGUACCCUUGGAUUGUUAGUGCUAGUGAUGACCAGACAAUUAGAAUUUGGAAUUGGCAAUCUCGGACUUGCAUUUCCGUGUUGACUGGGCACAAUCAUUAUGUUAUGUGUGCCUCGUUUCACCCCAAGGAAGACCUUGUUGUUUCAGCCUCUUUGGAUCAGACCGUGCGUGUUUGGGAUAUUGGCGCGUUGAGAAAGAAAACAGUAUCCCCUGCUGAUGACGUUCUGCGAUUGUCUCAAAUGAACACGGACUUUUUUGGUGGGGUUGAUGCUGUUGUGAAGUAUGUAUUGGAAGGCCAUGAUCGAGGUGUUAACUGGGCUUCAUUCCAUCCGACUCUCCCUUUGAUUGUUUCUGGAGCAGAUGAUCGCCAAGUUAAACUCUGGCGCAUGAAUGAUACGAAGGCAUGGGAGGUGGACACACUUAGAGGCCACAUGAACAAUGUGUCAUGUGUUCUGUUCCAUGCAAGACAGGAUAUCAUUGUCUCAAACUCGGAAGACAAGAGCAUCCGAGUCUGGGAUGCGACGAAAAGAACCGGCUUGCAAACUUUUCGUAGGGAGCACGACAGGUUCUGGAUCCUUGCGGCUCAUCCUGAGAUGAACCUCCUGGCUGCUGGUCAUGAUAGCGGCAUGAUUGUUUUCAAGCUGGAGAGAGAGCGCGCGGCCUUUUCUGUUAGCGGUGAUUCCCUCUUCUAUGUCAAGGACAGGUUCCUCCGUGCCUUUGAGUAUUCGUCCCAGAAGGACACUCAGCUCAUACCCAUCCGUCGUCCUGGAUCCAAUAGCUUAAAUCAAGGUCCGCGAGCUCUCUCCUACAGUCCUACGGAGAAUGCUGUCUUAAUCUGCUCAGACAUUGAUGGUGGAUCUUACGAACUUUACAUAAUCCCCAAAGAUAGCUAUGGUAGAGGCGACACAGUUCAGGAUGCAAAAAGAGGAAUCGGGGGCUCAGCAGUGUUUAUUGCGCGAAACAGGUUUGCUGUGCUUGAAAAGAGCACCAACCAUGUCGUGGUCAAGAACCUGAAAAAUGAAAUUGUGAAAAAAAGUCCUCUCCCUGUUGCCACAGAUGCCAUAUUCUACGCAGGCACUGGGAAUCUGCUGUGCAGGUCUGAGGACAGGGUCGUCAUCUUUGAUCUCCAGCAGAGGAUUGUCCUUGGGGAGCUUCAGACGUCUUUCGUGCGUUAUGUGGUCUGGUCCCCGGAUAUGGAGAGUGUUGCCUUACUGAGCAAACACUCGAUCGUCAUUGCUGAUAAGAAACUGGCCCACCGCUGUACCCUUCACGAGACUAUCCGUGUCAAGAGUGGAGGCUGGCACGAUAAUGGUGUCUUUAUUUACACGACCCUAACGCACAUCAAGUACUGUCUUCCCAAUGGGGACAGUGGGAUUGUCAAGACUCUGGAUGUCCCUGUGUACAUCACCAAGAUAUACGGGAGCACGAUCUUUUGUCUGGAUCGUGACGGUAAGAACCGCCCCAUCAUCAUCGACCCCACUGAAUAUGUUUUCAAGCUGUCCCUGCUGAAGAAGAGGUACGACCAGGUCAUGAGUAUGAUUAAAAACUCGGAGCUGUGCGGACAGGCCAUGAUUGCUUACCUGCAGCAGAAGGGCUUUCCUCAGGUCGCCCUCUAUUUCGUCAAGGACGAGAGGACCCGCUUCAACCUUGCCCUCGAGAGCGGCAACAUAGAGAAAGCACUUGAAUCUGCCAAGAGAAUAGACGAGAAGGAUCACUGGUACAGGCUGGGCGUGGAGGCCCUUCGCCAGGGAAACACCGGCAUAGUUGAGUACGCAUACCAGAAGACCAAAAACUUCGAGCGACUCUCCUUCCACUAUCUCAUAACUGGAAAUCUAGACAAGCUAUCCAAGAUGAUGAAAAUUGCCGAGGUCAAGAACGAUGUCAUGGGCCAAUUUCACGACGCCUUGUAUCUUGGAGACAUUCGUGAGCGUGUGAAGAUUCUAGAGAAUGCGGGCCACAUUCCUCUCGCAUACAUCACUGCCUCUGUCCACGGUCUGCAGGAGACCGCCGAGCGCCUGGCAGCCGAACUGGGCGACAACGUCCCUUCUCUUCCUGAAGGGAAAAGGGCUUCUCUCCUGAUACCCCCUGGCCCUGUGCUGUGCGCAGGGGACUGGCCUUUGCUGAUGGUCAGCAAGGGCAUAUUCGAGGGCGGCCUGGAUGAGGCGACCAGGGGCCCCACCGAAGAGGACUACUAUGACGAGGCGGCUGAUGCCGACUGGGGCGAGGGUCUGGACAUUGCUGACGUGGACAACAUCCAGAAUGGUGAGAUCAACGAGCUGGUCGACGAGCUCGUCACGCGUGGGGAUGAAGACGAAGAGGAGGAGGGCGGGUGGGACCUCGAGGACCUCGACCUACCCCCGGACAGCGAGACCCCGACGAAGGCGAACAACAGCUCGCGCUCGUCUGUGUUCGUGGCCCCCACCCAAGGCAUGCCCGUGAGCCAGAUCUGGGUUCAGCGCUCGUCUCUGGCCGCCGAGCACGCGGCCGCCGGCAACUUCGACACGGCCAUGCGCUUGCUGAGCCGCCAGCUGGGGAUCAGGAAUUUUGGUCCUCUGAGAUCUCAAUUCAUCGACCUAUACAAUGGCAGCCACUCCUACUUACGUGCUUUCACCUCCGCCCCCGUCAUCUCGGUCGCGAUCGAGAGGGGCUGGAGUGAGUCGGCUAGCCCGAACGUCCGCGGCCCCCCGGCCCUCAUCUUCAAUUUCUCUCAGCUUGAGGAGAAGCUCAAAGCUGGGUACAAGGCCACGACCGCUGGGAAAUUCACCGAGGCCCUGAGGAACUUCCUCUCCAUCCUCCACACAAUCCCGCUGAUUGUUGUCGAGACCCGUAGGGAGGUGGACGAGGUGAAGGAGCUGAUUGUUGUCGUGAGGGAGUACGUGCUCGGUUUGCAGAUGGAGCUCAGGAGGAGGGAACUGAAGGACAAUCCGGUUCGCCAGCAGGAGCUUGCCGCUUACUUCACGCACUGCAACCUCCAGCUACCGCACAUGAGGCUCGCGUUGAUGAAUGCCAUGACCAUAUGCUUCAAAGCCCAGAACCUGAGCACGGCGGCUAAUUUCGCGAGGAGGCUCCUGGAAACGAACCCUUCCCAGGAGAGCCAGGCUAAGAUGGCCCGCCAGGUGCUUACGGCGGCCGAGAGGAACAUGAAGGACGCGACUCAGCUGAACUAUGACUUUCGGAACCCGUUCGUGGUGUGUGGGGCCACGCAUGUACCUAUCUACAGGGGGCAGAGGGAUGUGGCCUGCCCCUACUGUGGGGCCCACUAUGUUCCAGCGCAGCAGGGGGUGGUGUGUGCGGUGUGCCAACUCUCGGUGAUUGGGUCGGAUGCGUCUGGCUUGCUUUGUUCGCCUUCGCAGGACAAGGUACACGUGAUGGGCGAAAGGAAGAGGUACGAUUUUUGGGAAGCUGAGUUCGAUCUCCCAUUCCCCUGCUACAUCUGA